This is a messenger RNA of Penicillium verrucosum, 660 nucleotides long. RefSeq lists its product as uncharacterized. Bases 1 to 660 code for a protein of 219 amino acids. The record is from RefSeq and is a predicted model, not a curated record. Lineage: Eukaryota; Fungi; Ascomycota; Eurotiomycetes; Eurotiales; Aspergillaceae. The transcript has 2 exons.
AUGCUUCACACUUCAAGGGCAAGCGAUUUGAGUGAUCUGAGUAGAUCUGAAGAGUUCUCCGAUAAUGACGAAGAGAAUGAUCCUAUCAUCCACUCCUUCGGGCCAUUCGGAGAGAACCUUCUUCCUCGUAUGGCUUCUUUCCGGGCGGGUGAUUCCCCCGUUCAGACUGCUCGUUCUCCUCGCAGCCUGCUGCCCGCCCAACCUCUUCAGCCUACCCGGUCCCCUAGACAGCCAGCCACCAUCCACGAGGAUAAGGAAUCUGAGACUCCCGAAGCCAAGCCCCAGUACACCGACGAACGGUCUGAGAAAGUCCGCAACCACGCUGCCAAUCAACUCGCCUUCUCCCGGCUGUCCUCCACGCCCUUCUCCACCAUCUUGAACAACCUCCCUCCCGCGUAUUGGAAGUCCGGUCACGAGUACCCCACUGGCCUCUCCAGGUCUGAUAUCCGCAACAUUCUCGAAUCAACCAAGUUUAUUGGCAGAGUUGCCCGUGAAGGCAAGGAUGCCGCUGGCAAGCCACUUGAGAGUGAGUAUUACUACGUUCCCGAUGAGGAUGACGAUGUUAUGCGGCGGUCUGCUGUGGUGGAUGAUCUUCGGAAGCCUGGCCUGCGCAAUUGUCGGAAGCAGCACAAGCAAUACUUCUGGCGCAAGCCCAAAUGA